GCAGUAGCCUCUCGGGCGGACAGAGGCGAAGGAGAGCGAGCUGACGGGUGAGAGAGCAGAGCCAGAAGAAGAGAGAGCGGGGACAGGUGCCGGGCGCCGCGGAAACUCGGGGGCUCGCCCUCCGCGGAACCCCCGUCCCGUCCUGGGGGGGAUGGCGACCUCCUCCGUACCGGAAUCGCCCAGCAGCUCCUCGGCUGGCCCCAAUCUCAACAACAACAACAACAACAACAACCAGCAGCAACAGCAGCAGCAACAACAACAGGAGCAGCAGCAGCCACCGCCGGGCGUGCGCAAGUGCGGCUACCUUCGCAAGCAGAAGCAUGGCCACAAGCGCUUCUUCGUGCUUCGCGCCCCCGGUGGCGGGGCGGCAGCGGGGGAGGAGGCGUCGCCGCCGCCGCAGCCCGCCCGCCUGGAGUACUACGAGAGCGAGAAGAAGUGGCGGAGUAAGUCCACGGCUCCCAAGCGGACCAUCGUCCUCGACGCCUGCCUCAAUAUCCACAAGCGAGCCGACGCCAAGCACAAGCACCUCAUCGCCCUCUACACGCGCGACGAGUACUUCGCCUUGGCGGCUGAAAGCGAGCCAGAGCAGGAGGCCUGGUACCAAGCGAUCACGGAGCUGCUCCACGAGAGCCAGGCCGCGGCACUGGGCUCUCCUCGGCACCAGUCCCACUUGGCCUCCUGCGAGGACUUCAGCUACGGGCCCCCGGGCUGCAGGCUCCCUGCGCCCGCCGCCUACCGCGAGGUGUGGCAGGUGACGCUGAAGCCGAAGGGACUCGGGCAGAGCCGCAACCUGACGGGCGUGCACCGCCUGUGCCUGGCGGCGCGCACGGUCGGACUGGUGCGGCUCAACUGCGAUCGGCCUUGCGUGACGCUGCAGCUUAUGAACAUCCGCCGCUGCGGGCACUCGGACAGCUUUUUCUUCAUGGAGCUCGGCCGCUCGGCCUCGACAGGGCCCGGGGAGCUCUGGAUGCAAGCCGACGACUCGGUGGUGGCGCAGAACAUCCACGAGACCAUCCUGGAGGCCAUGAAGGCGCUGCGGGAACUCGUAGAGUUCCGUCCGCGGAGCAAGAGCCAGUCCUCGUCCUCCUCGUCCGGAGGCGCCGCCACCACAGUCGCCGUGAAUGCGGGCGUCGGCGGCGGGGGACUAUCGUCUAUGUGCAGCCGGCCCAUCUCAGUCCCCGGGCGCCGCCAUCACGCCCAUCACCCGCUGGCGCCUCUGCCCCCCAGCCAGACUGGCCUCCUCCGCCGAUCGCGCACUGACAUCUUGACCGUAGCAGGGAGUAGCAGCAGCAGCAGCAGCAGCAGUAGCAGCAGCCACGGCAGCCGGGUGCGGACGGCCAGCGAGAGUGAUGGCCUUAGGGCUGACUCGCUGUCUGGCAGCCCCCUGAGCCCCGAAACGGGGCAAAUCCCACAUAGCCUUGGAAUCAGAGGGGCCCUUAGCCCACUAGGAGGGCAAGCGGCCACCCACUCUGGGGGCUCCCUAGCUUUAGGGCAUUCUUCCUCCCUGGGACCAAAGUUGACCCCCGAGCCAAGUUUGGCCUCUCAGCGCUUAUCUAGUUGCAGCGCUUCUGCCUCUGGUUCCCCCAGUGACCUAGCUGGCUUCAUGACUUUUGAGGAAUUAGGCUCUAGUCCAGCUGGAGAGCUACCGCCUUUCUCAUCUUCCUCAGCAACAAGCCACCCUAGCAAUACACCCGAGACUCCUCCUGGCUGGCAGUUGGAUGGUUACAUUGCUAGGGAGCGGGAAUCCCUUCGCCACCAGCCAUAUCUUUGUGGAGAGGACAAGGUUCCCAGGAAGCGCACUUACUCUUUGACAACACCAGCACACCAAGGCUCCUUGCCGCCGCCUCCGAUUUCCUCCGCCUCCCUCGACGAGUACACUCUCAUGCAGGCCACCUUUUCAAGAGCGGGAUAUUCACCAAAGACAACCUAUACUCCUUAUCCCGAGGAUUAUUGUGAUGUGGACAUUGGGUGUGGUGGCAUCAGCAGUGAUAGGCCACACUUAGGUUGCGGUGUGCCUAAGGAGGAUGGCUAUAUGCCCAUGAGUCCCAGCGUAUCAUCUGUCGUGUCAUUGCAGACUGAUCCUGAUGGCUAUAUGUCUAUGCACCCCACCAGUGAGUCAGCCCCACAGCAGAUUGCACAGUCUUAUUCUUACAAAAUCAACAGGGAGACUUCUCCAGACGAUUGUGGUUACAUGCAUAUGUGGGGUACCAGAACUAGGCUGCCUGGAGAGAGUCCAGAAGAAAGAUUGGCCAGCGAUGACUACAUCAGUAUGUCCCCUUUGCCUUUGCCCCCUUUGCAUGGACCUUCUGCUUCAGACUCACCUAUGCUCUCUACUGACCAUUUCAGUGCCCUGAGGCUUGGAAACCAGGCUGGUUACUUGGGUAGCCUGUUGCAUGCAUGCCAACAGCCGUCAGAUUCCCACGGUGAGAGAAAGGACAGUGACCAGUACGUGCUUAUGAGCUCCCCGACAGGCGGACAGAAUUGCACUCCCAAAGGGAAAUUCUUUCUUGCUCCGUGCAACAAUGCUGCAGUGCAUUUAUCCAUGCAACGCAAUCAAACGGAGACCUCUUUCAGCCAAAAGACAGUCAAUGCCCAGCCCAGUCACCCUUCUCUGGGGCUUUUGCUACCCAUCAUGAACGAACAGCCUCUUCUAAAGGAACCUCAGAGUUCCAGUGGAGAUUAUGUUGAUAUUGGCUACUCCCUGGCGCCAACCUGUGAGGGUUUAUCUUCUCUGCUUAAACGUGGCUUAGGUGGGCACAACAGCUCAAGGAUUUCCAGUUAUAUGAACCUCAGUUUUGGCGGUCCGCAGACAAACGCCAUCUCUCUGGGGCCCUUGGAAGAAAUACUUUUGCCAGGGUCUUGCCCUAACCCCGGGAAGCUAAACAAGCAUUAUUUAAAGGUUGGGGUGCAGAUGGCUUGCCUUUCCAGCCCAACUUCUGAAGCUGGUGACUAUGCAGAGAUGAUUUUCAACACUGCCACCGCACCACCACAGCCCAUCUCACACAAGCCAGAAAGUGUUUGUGUCACUGGCCCCGGCCCUGGCCUGAAGCAGCUUACCCUUCCUGAGGUGGAGGCUUUUGUCUUCGCUAGUCGUCCUUUUGAUCCCAAUCGUGGAGCCAAAGUCAUUCGUGCUGAUCCUCAGGGGCGUCGAAGGCACAGCUCAGAAACUUUCUUAUCUACCACCACAGUGACUCCUGUUUCUCCUUCCUUUGCACACCAUCCUAAGCGGCAGAAUUCGGCCUCUGUGGAAAAUGUGUCCCUCAGGAAAAAUGAAGGCUUGGGGGGAGAGGAACAGAACAGCAGCCCCAUGUGCCGGGAAACCUCAGCUGGCUUCCAGAAUGGCCUCAACUACAUUGCUGUUGAUGCAUUGGAUGGCAGUGAUCUUGCAGUUGGAGAUCAGGUCGAGCACAAAGACAGGUAUCCUUUCAAUGGAAAUAUCAAUGGAAGUACUUAUGCCAGUAUAAAUGUUCUGGCCCACACUCUGAAAAAAACAUCUUUAGCGAAAGAAUGAAGAAACCAGUUUCACCCUUAUACUUGGUAGAACUGUCAUCAUUUUAGAUUUAAGCUGCUAUAAGGUCCAUUUUUCUCCCUACUUCAUGUAGCUUUCAGAACAUUUCUUAAUUAUUAUUGGAGAAGAAGCAACCUCUCUCAUUUAUCAGGAUCUUUUGCAACACUAUGCCGCUGUUUGCAUAAAUUGUACUCAGCGUGAUAUCUUUUAGGACUUUGGACCUCGGCUGAUGGAUUGUGAUCAUUGCCUUUUCAGUACCAAUGAACUGUACUUAACUCUUCAGCAUGUUAAGAGGUUCUGCUUGCACAUGCUAUAGCAGUAAAAUUUGGUGUUUACUAGCAUAUUUUCAAACCUCUACAGCACUACCUCAGUUAAAAGUCAAACUGGAUUUGUAUUGUGGUUUGGGAUGGCUGACAUUUCCUUUCUCUCAGUGGCAUAGUACAGUUGUCAGCCUUACCGAAUUUAUCAAGAACCCUGCUACUGUCUGGCUGCUUCGUUUACUUACAUGCAACCCAAAAUAGGACCUGAAAAACUUAAAGCCAAGAUGAAACGAGAGAUUAGAUUUCUAUCACUAUAUUUCUGCUAAAUAUAAGAUAUGCUAUGGAAGCAGCAAAACUUGGUACCAUUAAACUGUAUUGGGAUGUCACUCUAUACCUCUGACACAUUUGUUUGAGAAUUUCUUUUAAAUUUCUGCAGACUUCAGAGAUCUUUUAUCCUGUUUGUAUGCUUAUAUUUAUCAGCUAUUCUUGGUAUUAGCUCAUUUUCUUGCAACAAAAAUUUAGAAAUGAAGGGUAAUACAUGACAAAAAGAUGGCAAACUUUUGUACAACAUUCUACAUAUUAUUCAGUAAAGCUGAAUAUUUUUCUUCAACAAGAAAUAAUGAUUUCCAUUUUUAAAAAAGCAUAAUAUUUGGGGAGAGGGCAAAAUUUUCAGUCAGUCUCCUAAAGAUAGUUCAUAAGAACCUACAUAUUCAGUAUUUUGAAAAUAACGGUGUCAUGGCUGCUAUUUUUACAUAUCUUAUAUUCAGAGCUUUGAUGGUCCUCUGUGAAUUGCUUCUGAUCCAUUUUUGAUUGAAGAGACUUUUUAAAAAUGUAUUGUUAUCAUUACUAAGAGCAACCAUAGGUUUUUCCUUGAACAUUGUCUGUGUUUAGACAAUGAACACAAUGUCACCAGAAGCAGUACUUUCUAUCUUUAUUGAGCUCAAGACAGUUCAAAAUUUUCCUGCUUUCAUGCUGAGCAUUUUGGCAGAGGGCUCUGUAGAACCAUGCAUCUGAAUGUAAUCUCUACUCACUCAAAGUUUUUGUUCUUGAGGGAAUGGGAGGAGAGUAUAUGUUGAAGAAUGGAAUUAUCAAUUUUUUUAAAAAAGUAACCCACAUUUCUUCAAAUUUUUUGUCUGCAAUUUCUAAUAUUCCUGAUUAAUGCCCAUGCUGGCUUAGGUUGUGGAAAUUGUGAUCCAGAAAUCUUGAAAGCAUUAAGUUGUGAGGGAAUGUCAUAAAUUAAAUUAAUAAAGAUAGCUGGAUAUUGUGUCCUCAAGUAAUGGAGCACUGCAUCUGAAAGACUUCGGGGGGGAAAGUCAGUUCCUGAUACCAUAAUAGUCAAUUUAGUUAGUUUCUAAAAUAAACGAGCUUGAAUAUAUACUGACAUUGUCAAUACUUUACAUUUCACAAAGGCAUAUGCAAAUAGUUACAUUCUUAAUCUAGUUUACAAUAUGAAACCAAAAUGUAUAAAUGUUAAAUUUGCUAACACUUUGCUAUGUAUAUUGGGUCUUUGUACAUUCUGCCUGAUUUUACCUUAAAUUUUAAAUAUUUUUUGCUAUGUAACAUUAACAGUUAUAAGCAGUGUUUUCUUUUUAGAAAUAUAAUUGUUUCCGGACAUUGAUAUAGUAAAUAUAUUUCUUGGCAUUGUGCUAAGGCAAAACACUUAAUUUAUCUUGCUGUGUCUUCCAAUGCACACUAUGUAUAUAGAAAUGAUCAGUGAUGCUGCUGGGGAGGAGAAAACAUGGAACUAAAAUUUAGUCUUUAGUCUUUACUGAUCUUGGCUGCUAUCCUUAAUAGCCAUAUGCAAUAAAAUAUUAUUUAUUGAAGCAUUAAA
Molecule: messenger RNA, 5599 nt
Organism: Notechis scutatus (mainland tiger snake)
Lineage: Eukaryota; Metazoa; Chordata; Lepidosauria; Squamata; Elapidae
Gene: IRS2
Product: insulin receptor substrate 2
Biological process (GO): insulin receptor signaling pathway
Cellular component (GO): cytosol; plasma membrane
Molecular function (GO): phosphatidylinositol 3-kinase binding; insulin receptor binding
Source: RefSeq, a predicted model, not a curated record